AUGUAUGGAAUAAAGAUGAUGAAUGGAUGCAGGCAUGUCUAUCUCUCUCUCUCUCGUUGCGCCUACCCUCAUCAAGGAGCGAUUAUAAUCGCGCGGGUCAUUGUUUAUAAUGGACGAGAUUUUCGUAAGGAAGUAUUGCUAGUAUUAGUAUUUUGUCUUCAAACAACAAAUGCAACAAAUAUAGCAUAUAUUGAUUCAUUUUCAUCAUCAUGUACAAAUGCGAAUAUUGAAUUAUGUGGGACAGAGACACUACCAUAUGGAUCCGUUCAACAGGCUCUUGAAGGUACAAGAUUAUUAAUUGGAAAGAGACUGUUUAUGUUGCGAGCAGGUACCUACCUGGGAUCGUUCAACAAUGACAUUUUGAUCGAUGGAUCAUCGGUCGAGUUUAUGAAUGCCGCUUCUGUUCCCAGUUCCAACAAGGUUGAAUUCAGAUGUGGAACAACCAGCGGGCCAGUAUCCAGUCCAUUGUUCACCGUAUUCAACUCUACUUCGUUUGUGUUGCGUGAUAUUACCAUUAAUUGUGCGAGCACGUAUGCACCGAUCCGUCUCGAGAAUACAGUCGCCUCUCUGGUCAAUGUAAAGGUGGAAUGGGGUAACGGAGAGACCGCCUACGCUGUCCAUGCAUCACGUCAAAGUAAAGUCCAAUUCAGUGGUUGUAUCUUUAGUUCUGACAAGGGUACUUCCAAACCGUACAUCUACGCCUCGGAAUCAUCCAUUGAUAUUGCUAGCAUGUCACCAGCUAAAUGGUACACUGGUGUCAAUGAACCACCACUCAUCUCUUGUCAAAGCAGUCGUGUCUCUGUAAAAGGUACAGGUCUCUUGUUCAAAUACAUGUGUGGGUCUGGAUGUGAGUUGGUGACGUCCGAUACCAAGAGUAACCUCUGUCCAACGUACUAUGGUGCCAAUCAACGUGUGCUACAAUACGACGGGUCGCCAGCCUCUGCAGCUGCACUGCGUUGUGUUGAGUCGUUUUGUGGAGACAAUGUCUGUUCUUCGUUUGAGCCGCUCUACUGCUCCGCAGACUGUCCCAACAUGUUUACUGGACAAGCUCCAGGAUUCCUCAUGUCUACUCACCUAUCACCCACCUGUCGCUCAUCGGUCGAGAUGAUUGGCGAAUUGACCAUCCCCGACUUUAUCGGCUCGUAUCCAGGCGGAUAUGCCACCAUCUUUGCCUACUUUAGAGUACCAUCUUCCAAGACCUACAAGUUCUCCGUCUCAUCAAGCUCGGUAUCCUCCAUCAUUGAAAUUGACAAUGCUCAAGUAUACCAAGGUUCCGAGGACAUUGUAUCAAACCAAGAUGACAAGAUAAAGUUUGAAAGAUAUCUCGAGGAUAAUCCAGUCCACAGUAUCAAGAUAACACUCCUUGCCAAAUCAUUUAGUAAAUCACGUUCAUUUAAAUUAAAAUCUCAUAAAUCAAUUAAUUAUUUCUAUUCAAAACAAGUUUGUGGAGAUGGAGUAAAAGAUUUAGGUGAGAGUUGUGAAGCAGAUUUAAAUGGAUGGACAUCAACACCAACAUGUGGAGAUGGAAUUUGUAAUGAGGUAAACUUUGAAUCUUGUUUUGUUGAUUGUCAUGCUCAAUUUACAAAGACAUGUGAUGCAACAUCGGUUCCAGAUGAUCAUAUUGCACCUGGGUAUGUAUUGGCAGGUGACACUGUUGGUAAUAUGAUUUCCAAUCAACAGAUAUGGCAUCUACCAGGAUCUGAACAUAUGGCUUCAGGUUUUGAUAUUAUCAAAGGUGAAGAAGGAGCUCUACCAGUCUUUUACUUUGACUAUUGUACUAAAAAGGAAAAGAAUCUUUUACAAGAUGUUUAUCGUCAAUCAAUUUAUAUGUUACCAAAUGAAUUAUCUGGAGGUGCUCAUCCAAAAUGUACAUUUGAUACAAGUCAAACUUCACAUACCAGUGUUAAUGCAAUUAGAUCAACUAAAUCAACCACUUCAUUAUUUUCAAUUGAUGGUUCAAUUGGAGGAGGAUGGGGAGGUUAUACUGCUCAAGCAGCUGCAUCCUAUUCUAAAGAAAAAUCUAUUGAACAGGCUCAGAGUUUAUUAACAAGUUCUGGAACGACGCUCAUUACUACUAGUUUGGUGUGUACUACUUCGUCGGUCGAGAUGAUAGACUAUACAUUCCAUCCAAGUUUUUUAAAGGCUUUGUCAAGUGUAACUAGUUCCAUUGAUAUGGAUUUGGUUGUCAGAAGAUAUGGUACACAUUUCUACCAGUCUGCAGUGCUCGGUGGAUCGUUGAAACAGAUUACAUCAAUUGAAAGCUCAUCCUAUGCAAAGGAAUCAACAAAGGCUUGGUCAGAAAGCGCAUCUCGUUCGUUUAACGGUGCCGUCUCUACACCAUACUUUUCUGCUAAUGCUGGGUACGCCGAUUCUCGUGAUACGAGUGUAUCUGGUGAAAAGCAGGAAUCGAUGGAAUCUCAAUCGACGAGAUCAAGUGUAUUGGUGUUGGGUGGUGAGCCAGGAUCCUACUCGCCAGGUUCAACGAGCCAAGGAAACAUGUUGGGUGCAUGGGCCAAAUCACUCGACUUCCUACCCAUCCCCGUCGACUAUAAGCUGCGACCUAUCCGUGACAUCCUGUCGUCAAGCUGGAAGACCAAGGAUGGCAGCAGCAUCAAGACCAUGUGGGAGAGUGCCGAACUCAAGUACUACCAAGAAAACGCUUUCAAGGAAUCGUUCGCUGGUAAAAUACCAGCAUCUGUCUUUAUCACAGUCAAUGAUCCCAAUGAAGACAUGGUUGCACCAGCCAUGGACCAACCUGCACAUAUCACAGUUGAAUGGUCGGGUAAAUCGAGUAAAAUCGAAAUCAAGGGUAUCUUUAAAAAUACCUCUCUCGUUUCCUUUCCCACUACCCUAUCGUUUACUCAAAGUAAGGCUGCUGCAGACUCGUAUCAAUGGAGUGAGACUGCUUUCCAAAAUGUCACAGGUUUGUCGUGGUGGAAAGCUGGUAUUGCCAAGUCGUACCAUCUCCCAACCUACAGAAACUCGCUUCGACUCCCUUACCGUUUCGACUUUGAUGUCUCGAUGGAUCUCGACUUUUUCAGAAGCUCGGUUGUGCCAACCAUCACAUUCAACCUGCCAACACUGCCAACCAACAAAAAGUACCAAUUCUAUUUUGUUGAUUGGAAAAGAAGCUACGGUUUCAAGUAUGAUCAAGCUACCGGUGGUGUUGUAACUACCAACACCAAGGAUUUGUACAUGUCGUAUAUCGGGAGACGUUGGGGAACACUACCCUCCAUGAUUAUGGGUCCUACCCCUCUAUGUCUCAAUGCACCAGCUGUCGGUACCACUGGCCAACCUUUUUUGGACUUCUACGCCACCUGUCUUGGAUUAACACAAAGAGCUGACAAACUGACACUCUACCGUGGUACGUCUGCCAUCAGCUCUGUCACCUAUAACAUUGACGACGCCACUACAAAUGCCAUUGAAACCAUGUAUGGAGAGACACCAAGAUACACUGGAACCGAGGCAUUUGUAACAGCCAAAGCACAAGACUAUUUCGGACACCAGUACUGUGUCAGAUGGAUUUUGUUGCUCCAAGGAACAACAACCACCGGUGGCUGGCUCAGAUCAGUUAAAGGACAUGGCAACCCAAGAGCCGUUGGAUGUAAACUCGAGGCUCCUCGUGACAACAUCCCCUGUACCACGUAUUCAACCGCAUGUUACACCUCUAUCAAAAAUGAGUUUAAAUUUAUGGAGUAUCCUUUGACCGACAUUUCUACUCUUUCACCUGGUGCAUUUGAAACUCCAACUUAUGGUGUAUUCAAUUAA
Cavenderia fasciculata is the source of this 3768-nucleotide messenger RNA. RefSeq lists its product as uncharacterized. The transcript is spliced from 6 exons. Bases 1 to 3768 code for a protein of 1255 amino acids. Lineage: Eukaryota; Evosea; Eumycetozoa; Acytosteliales; Cavenderiaceae. The record is from RefSeq and is a predicted model, not a curated record.